Molecule: messenger RNA, 1198 nt
Organism: Ilex paraguariensis (yerba mate)
Lineage: Eukaryota; Viridiplantae; Streptophyta; Magnoliopsida; Aquifoliales; Aquifoliaceae
Source: the annotation of a GenBank genome assembly
GAUAAUGUAGUCAUCAAGAUGGGAAGGAGAACAGAGAAAGCCUCCAAAUCCCAAACCCUCCCGUCCUCGCCAACCCAUUCCGCCUCCUCCUCCGACUUCGAAUUCACCAUCUCUCUCUCUCCUCGCAAAUCCUCCACCACCCUCUGCCCUGCCGACGAACUCUUCUACAAAGGCCAGCUCCUCCCCCUCCACCUCUCCCCACGCCUCUCCAUGGUCCGCACUCUCCUCCUCGCUUCUUCAUCCACCUCUUCCUCUUCCGACACCACCACCACUGCCUCCCGCGACUCCACCGGCAGCUCCAACGACUCCCACUCCUCCUUCUCCGCUGACCUCCUCCUCGCUGACUGCGACUCCUCCAGACCCAGCUCCGUUGCCGAAGAAGACGAGUUCAAACGCCUCAACAACCACCACCGCACAACCCACAUAAACCCCCAAAAUAUCAAGAAAACAAAGUACUUCUCUCUCUCAAGAUUCUCCGUUUUUCGCAAAGAAUCCAAGAACCGCCAGGACCCAGAAAACUUAUCAGCUUCAUCUGUGAAACGCAUGAGCUCCACUGCAAAAGAGGUGAUACGUAAGUACAUGAAGAAAGUGAAGCCUUUAUAUGAAAAGUUGUCGCAAAAACAGCAGCAAAAAAUGGCAACAACAAGAAUAGUUUCUUCGGAAAAGGUCUCUCUGUGCAUGAAACCAGAUGGAUCUGUGAAAGAAAAGGAUCAAUCUGUUCAGAUUCAGAAUGCUAAAAAAGGCAAUAAUUCAACAUUUUCACAUUCUUUUUCUGGGAAUUUGAGGUACCCAAGGAGGAGAGGCUAUGUUUCAAGCUGUCCAUCGUCGAUGAGAUCUUCCCCAAGUCACUCUGGGAUUCUCUGCAGUACUGGUGUUACAGGUGCGAGUACAAGCAGAGUAGGGGGUAUGUGUUCUUCAGAUGCAUCUUCAAUGGAGGAGCUGCAGAGUGCAAUUCAAGGGGCAAUAGCUCAUUGCAAGAACUCCAUGCUUCAGAAUAAGUCUAUGGUCAGUAAUGAGAUUUGACUAAUUUCAUGUGGGUCUCUGCGUAAUAUCUAUGUUUGCUUUUGGAUCUAUGGAGUAUUGACUGAAAAAUUUAACUUCUUGUUCACUCAAGUUUGUAAUUUUUAAUUUUUAGGGGUAAGUAUUGACAACAAGUUUAUUGGUAGAGGGGGCUGUUUGUAAUUUUUAAUAUGUUCUG